GAUUCUAUUUUGUUCUGGCAUUCGUGUUCGCCACAAAAUUAAUCGUUUUUUAGCAAGUUACGUUAUAUCGAUAACUAAUAUCGUAAUUAUAUUGUCAUAUCAAAUACAGUUUUUGUGUCUCACCUUCAUAUGUUUGUGCAAUUUUCUGAUUUUAAUAAAAUUGGAUUAUUUUUCAAUAGGAAACUAAUAUUUAUAUUGGUUAUUCCUAGAUGGAUACCAUUCCCACUUGUAGAGCAUGCUUAAAAACUUCAUUAUCGUAUGUGGAUUUAGAAACUCCUUUCGAGCAAAUAGAACUCGAAACACCUUUGGAAGAACAUUCUGAUGUACUUAUAACAUACAUGGAUUGUUUUCGAAGUUGUACACAAUUAACAUCGACCGACAACGAAGGAAAAAUGCCCCAUAAUCUUUGCGAGAACUGUAGUUUUGAAUUAGGAAUUGCAUGGAACUUUAUUCAGAAAGCUAUACAAUCAGACAAAGUUUUAAACGAUGCAAUAGUGAAUUCUAAGGAGAUGCAAGGAAUUGAUGAUUUAAAUGGUUUCGAUAACAAAUAUAUUGAAAUUACAACAGUAGAUGGAAGUGUUGGAUUAGAUGAGCUCACUAAAACAGAGAGUAAUAAAGAAAACAUUUCCGAAAAUGAAGACGAUUUGAAGGAUUAUGGAACAAAUCAGCAGUUUCCAAACACAGAUAUCAGUUCGAAAUGCAGUACUGAUUUGAAAAUUCAAAUUGGACACCUUCAAUUUGAACCUGUUGAUAACUGCGUAAAUAUUGUUGACGAUAAUGGUUUAAAUGUUAAUAAAAUCUCAGAUUUUGUCGAAAACACUGCAAAAGACGAUGAAAGAAAAAACACAACCGUUAAAAAAAGCCCUUCAGCAAACUUGAUGGAAUCUGAACAAUAUUAUUUUCUCGAGUUAAUGGAUAUAUCUGAGAAUGAUGGAGGCAAAAUAAAUGUGAACCCCACAGAAUGUGACAAUGAUGCCGGAAAAAACUUAAAAGAAGAUUCGAGCAGUUCUGCCAUCUCCUGUUCUAUUUGCUUUCAAACCUUUGAAAAAAAUAGUCAGCUUUCACUACAUUCACAAACGCAUCCAUUUGUUGACGAUGAAGCCAGUAUUUGUAAAAUAUGUGGAAAGAAUGUAUCUCAGGAGAAUAUGAUGGGGCAUAUUAAAAUUACACAUUUAAAUAUUAUUAAGUGCAGAUAUUGCGAUUUUAGAUGUCAAGAGCUUAAAAUGUCAGACCAUGUGCAUCGUACACAUUCCGGGCUAAAUAAUUUUGUUUGUAAUAUUUGCGGUAAAAUAUUUACUUCCUUAAGCAUCUUGAAUUCACAUCUUAAGUAUCACCAACGGAAAGAAGCAAACAUAAAAUCAGAUGCGUGUGAAAUAUGUAGCAAGCGAUUUUCCACAAAACAUUAUUUGCGUUUGCAUAUGGAAGUUCAUCGAAAUGUACGUCAACUUCAUCAAUGUAAUUAUUGCGAUAAAAUGUAUGUUAGUAAAAUAGCUCUUGAUAAUCACAUUCGCCUUCAUAAAGGCGAAACAAUAAAGUGCGAUGAAUGUGGAAAGCAAUUUGUACGCCAGUACGAGUUGAAUGUGCAUAUGCGAUUCCAUACCCGUGACUACCCAUUUAAAUGUGAAAUAUGUGACAAAAAAUUUGCAAUAAAGGGUCAUUUGCGUACACAUAUGUGGAGACACCAAGGAUUAAAGUUGCAAUGCGAAGAAUGUGGAAAAUUAUUCACUUCAACCAAGGCUUUGCAAGAACAUUCGUUUGUUCAUAGUGAAAUGCCAUUUCCUUGCAGUUAUUGUGGUCGAGGAUAUCCAUCAAAACAAAAGUUUAAAGUCCAUCUGAAAACUACGCAUCUUAUAGAGUUUACAGAGGAGGAGAUUCUAAAAGUUACAAAAUCUCAAACUCCAAAGCCUUUACAGCGAAAAAAACUAACUUUAGUUCAAGCAGAUAGCGUUAUGAAAGAGGUUGAAGUAAAGGACGAUGAAACCACGAACGAGGGGGAAGAUAUAAUGGUUGAGCUUUGUUGACGCAUAUAUUCCCAUGUUUUUUCAACUAAAGAGUUUAUCAAUAACAAGUUUCCUAAAUCAUAUUUGAAGUAAACUCACAUAUCCAUGAUAAUAAUAAUUAGAAAUCCCUGUCGCAUAUAGAGCAAAGAAGUGCCAUCUUCCAGUAUCCUUUAUAUCGAUGAUAGCAUUCUUGAUGAAGUGUGUUGAACAUCGCAUUCAGAGAGUCCCUAAUGAAGUGUUGUCAUAUAUAUGGAACAAACUUAGGUAUGCGUACAUAUGUAUUACGUAAAGCUCAAAAAUUUAAACAUCCUUGAUAUUUCGGCAGACAAAAUAGAUGUAAGAAUAUUAUUUUUGGAAUAAAAUUAAAUAUUUUGUUGCGAAGGUUUAA
Bactrocera oleae (olive fruit fly) is the source of this 2388-nucleotide messenger RNA. Its product is annotated as zinc finger protein ZFMSA12A. The record is from RefSeq and is a predicted model, not a curated record. Gene Ontology annotation, molecular function: DNA-binding transcription factor activity; RNA polymerase II cis-regulatory region sequence-specific DNA binding; zinc ion binding. Gene Ontology annotation, cellular component: nucleus. Gene Ontology annotation, biological process: regulation of transcription by RNA polymerase II. Lineage: Eukaryota; Metazoa; Arthropoda; Insecta; Diptera; Tephritidae.